CCUGCGCUCCUCCCGCCCCAGUUCCUGUGCCUGCGCCCCGGGGCCGCUGCCUCCAAAGUGAUUGUUGCCUCGUAGCCUCCGCUGGGUCCGGGAACAUGAAGCUGCUGCCAUCGGUGGUGCUGAAGCUCUUUCUAGCUGCAGUGCUCUCGGCGUUGGUGACUGGAGAGAGCCUGGAGUGGCUUCAGAGAGGGCUGGCGGGUGGGACCAGCAACCUGGGAUCUCCCACUGACUCUAUGGACCAGCUGCUGCCCCCCGGAGGCGUCAGAGGCCGGGAAGUCCUGGACUUAGAAGGGGCCGACCUGGAUCUUUUCAGAGCUCCUUUCUCCUCCAAGCCACAAGCUCUGGCCACACCCAGCAAGGAAGAGCGUGGGAAAAGAAAGAAGAAAGGCAAAAAGGGGUUGGGAAAGAAGAGAGACCCGUGUCUUAGGAAAUACAAGGACUUCUGCAUCCAUGGAGAAUGCAAAUAUGUGAAGGAGCUCCAGGCUCCAUCCUGCAUUUGCCACCUGGGUUACCACGGAGAGAGGUGCCAUGGGCUGAGUCUCCCGGUGGAAAAUCGCUUGUCUACUUAUGACCACACAACCAUCCUGGCUGUGGUGGCUGUGGUGCUGUCGUCUGUCUGUCUGCUCGUCAUUGUGGGGCUUCUCAUGUUUAGGUACCAUAGGAGAGGAGGUUAUGAUGUGGAAAAUGAAGAGAAAGUGAAGUUGGGCAUGACUACUUCCCACUGAGAGAGACCUGUGCUCAAGGAAUCAGCUGGGGACUGCUAC
Molecule: messenger RNA, 764 nt
Organism: Myotis myotis
Lineage: Eukaryota; Metazoa; Chordata; Mammalia; Chiroptera; Vespertilionidae
Product: proheparin-binding EGF-like growth factor
Exons: 1
Coding region: 96-725 (209 amino acids)
Biological process (GO): positive regulation of cell population proliferation; epidermal growth factor receptor signaling pathway; positive regulation of mitotic nuclear division
Molecular function (GO): heparin binding
Source: RefSeq, a predicted model, not a curated record